This is a messenger RNA of Porites lobata, 33956 nucleotides long. The record is from the annotation of a GenBank genome assembly. NCBI's taxonomy places the organism in Eukaryota, Metazoa, Cnidaria, Anthozoa, Scleractinia, Poritidae.
AUGGAGAGGGUUAAAACCAAAAUUAGAAGUUCUAGUGUAUCAAAUGAUGAGGGUGCAGACCCUACCCAAAUUUUACCACCUAAGCGUGGUUUGAAAUUAGCUUCUCUUAAUACCAACAAGUUGACAACUCACAUAGACGAGCUUAGGGUACUUUUAGCAAAUAAUGAUACAGAUGUUUUGUCAAUUAACGAGACCAAACUCAUUAAAAAUGCAGGUGAUGAUGAAGUCCACAUCUCCGGAUAUGACAUAAUUCGCUGUGACAGGAUCGUAAAAGGCGGAGGUGGGGUAUGUUUUUAUGUGUUCCCUGUUGUCGCCACCUAAGAGACGUGACGUAGCAAAUUAAUGAGGUUCUUCCGUUCUUCUUCUUCUUUGCUCCAUAUAUCUUCAGCGUCUUUCAUGUAGCCUAUAGGUUGCCUUAGCAUUAUUAAGUUUCGGUAAUGGAAGUGUAUGGCACAAUGGAAAUUGAAUAUUUAACGGAAAUGAUUGGUGAUUUAUGUAAAAUUAAAAGGUUGAUUGCUUAAAAUAUAUCCUCAAUAACGCAAAAAGACAAAUUCUACUAAUUUCUACAUUAACUGUCUUCAGUCUAUAAAAAGCAAGGUAACAAACAGCACCUGCCGUCUUUUUAACCUCUAAUUAUAAAAGAAAAGUUUUACUUUCUAAAACAAAAACGUUACUUUAUGCACCUUUCUCACUUGCUAACAGGAGAAAGAACUCCGCAGGAUCGUAUUCUUCAUCAAAUCCGGCGUGAUUUUGACUGAAAGGACUGUGACAAGUGUUUCAUUUCAGUUGUGUUGUAAAAUUGGAAAGAAAGAAACCUUUACCCAAGGUAAGGGUAUAUUUUCAAUCUCAUCUCUUUGGAUAGCUUAAAGUAACAACAGGUUACUUUGAAGGUAUAAAAUUUCUCACACACUACCAGCGGGGUACUUUUCGCGUUUUCGACUUGCCACCAUUGAUUCAUUUGACAGAGGACAGAGAAAGAUUUCAGCGAGUUGACAUCGCUUUGAAUUUCUUUGGCCAGACCUGUGACAUACGCGGGAAGUUGUUUAAGUUUUGUAACAUACGACAAAAAGUCGCAAAACGCCGAGUGAACAGGAUGAACGAGCAAAGAAGGGGGAGGGCGAUUCGCAGGGAAAAUCCACUUCUUUCAAGUUUCGCUAUUUUUAUGAUAUUUAGUAGUUACAUAAAUUUAUGGUAAUUCGUGCAGGAUAGAAGAAAUUUAAACCGUUGAAAAUUUGAUCUAUUGUGGUUAACAACGCAUAUAGACAAAUUUGCCUGACAUUCUGCUAUCAGCUGCGAUAUUUAUAACUGAAGCUUCCCUUUUUACUAUUUUUUAUAGUUGCUAUCAGUUUUAAAAAAGGCUGAGAAAAAGGAAUUCAAGGUUAUAAUCCCGAAAGCCACCUUUAAAGGUAUUUGGUAUUUGACAACUCUUUUAAUGAGAACAGAAGCAGAUGCGCGAAGCGCAGCGGAGGACAAUACUUAAGAUCAGGGCGGAUAAAGGUUGGGCAAUGAAACGAGCGCGUCGGAUCAAAAAGGUGUGAUGCAGUGGACUGGGAUCAAAUUAUGGACUACAGUUUAAAAAGACAGCAAACGACGGCUAGUUGCGAAGAUCAAGGGAAUAUCAAGGGAAUCUCAGGAAAAUGAGUUAUGAAUUUAAAGGGUUUCGUUAAUAGAUAGAUAGAUAGAUAGAUAGAUAGAUAGAUAGAUAGAUAGAUAGAUAGAUGGAUAGAUAGAUAGAUAAAUAGCCUUUAUUUUAAAACGAUAAGUAUUAUUCAUAAAAACAACUUCGGCGAGUUCCUCCUUGUGAAAAAUACAUCAACGACUGCCAAAGUUCAACGCAAAAUAGAUUUAUCAUAAGAUGACAGCCAUCUUCGCCUACCAACAAGUUUCUCGGAUUUCGCCAGCAAAACUUGAACAUCGUAGCUAAAAUUCAUACCAUCCUCCUGGACUUCUUACGAACAUUUGUGUAAGUUAACCCAUUAUGUGGGCUUGAAAACUCUUUAGUCCUUGUUCCCACUGAUUGUCAACGAAUAACUGAAUAAACAAAUUGCACUGUCACUCCUCUCUCUAACCAUACUCAAACAAAACUAGUAGAAUAUGGCGUGUUUGUAACCAAUCAAUAAAAGCGUUUGCUUUUCUGUGCCGCACGUUUAGAGAAUUUUGCAGUUAAUCACAACUCAAACUUUUUUGACAAACUUUAUUUUUUGGAUAGUAUUAAGCUGUUCGUAUGUCGAGUUUAUAUGAAUGUCACGGGAAGUUUAGAUAAUGAGUGGCCCCUCGUUUGGACUGUUUAUCUGCUAUCAAGAUUCUUCUGUUAUUCGAAGAGAGAGCUGGUUUGUUUAUUUGGUUUUUGGGGUAUUUUGGAAAGCUUCGCCACUGAAUUCAACGAAAGUGAAAAUUAAACAUGCAGGCAUUUAACAGCAGAAUACAGGAAAAGUCUCACUUACUCUCUUUACAGCUCCCCCACCCCGUUCAAGUUUUGCUGUAAAGUCAGGCGACCGUAGGUUUAAUUAUUUCAUGUCAUGCGAGACGAUGACGAUGGCUUCGUGUGCAGAAGCGUCAAUUAAUUUUAUGGUAGCAAAAGUAAAGACAAAGUUUUUAUAGAAUACCCGGUUCUAGCGACUGCCAGUAAAAAUUAAGGAUAAUUUGCGAAAGUCUUGCUUCGAGAGAAAAAAGGUUUUCGGAAACAUUUCAUUCACUCUGGCUUGAUGUCUUGAAUAAAGUGUUGUUGUUGUACAUGUUUCAUAGAAGUUUUAUUCAUGUUUUAAUUGUCAGUCAUAAUUUUGUAAGGUGUUUUGCAGCGGCUUUUUUUCCUUUUGCGGACUGUGUUUUAAAAUUUGUCAGAAUGACGCGUGAGUGAAAUGUCUGAAAAUGGUUGAAACAUGGCCUGUGAUUUGCGCCUGUGUUUACACAUUAACUCACAUUUUUCAUUCUCGCCGAAAAUAAAUUACAUAAAAGAUUUGUCGAUUAUUCUACCGACAGACUCGUAACUUUGCCAAAAUAAUUCGCCUUUUUGAAAUACGUUUAUAUAUAUUGUUGACACGUUUAUAAUUUGUAGUUUGAGUAUAGCGCACAUUUAGCCUUAUAAAUACACAACACGCAAAGCGCAGUUUGUGUAAACUUCAAAAUUAUGGUUAUUCCUAGGGGGUAAUGUUAAAUACGUUUACUUAUGAACCUUCCUGGGUCUUUUCACCCGAAGACACCUAAAGAAUAACUUAGUAAAGGUUACUGAGUAAAAGAUAUUGUGGUACAUAAUUUAAAGGGUAGUUUUACACGCAACGGUUUGUCGCUCUGAUUUUGCAAAGCCAAGGAAGCUUAUUCUAAACAAAAAAUCGGUCUAAUUUACUAUUCGGGUAGAAUCCCUUUUAGACGGAGAGAUUGACUUAUAAACAAAAACUGUGAACUGGAUGCAGCCAAAGAGUUUCGUAUGACAACCAGCCUUUUUAAGACAUUGAACCUCAUGGGCUGAUGGGCUAUUAGCUUUUCAAAGGGGUGUGGUGGAGGGGUUUCAGUGAUGCAGACGUAUGGGUAAGAAUUUUUUUCCAAGGCUAUUACUAUUUGUUUUAAAAUCAGCUCAGUAUAAAUUUUGUGGUUUUAAGUAAGGUUCCCUGCUAGCAGAGGUCUCUCACGACGAGGCAUUUCAUUUUUGCCUCGUCGUGAGAGACCUCUGCUAGCAGAGAACAAGAAAGAUAGCGCUUUCAAAAACUGCCCGCCUUUAUUUCAAACACAUAAUAGAUACUACAUGAGCCAAUCAGAAAUAAAAGAGACCGGGCAAGCCUGGGCAAGCCUAUGGUUCCUAUUGAAUAAAAGAGACGCUCAUUAGUAUGCAGAAGGGUAUGUGAAUGUUAAUGAUUUACCCUAACCUACUCGACUUAACAAAUUGAUAUGCAGGAAGACUAGUUGAAUAUUAAUGAUUUGCCUAUACCAGAAACUCAUAAGGGGUUGAAACGUGUAACUCGCGUUCAAUGCUCGUGAAUAUUCAAGUUUACCAUAUUUGGAAACCUUAGUGACAGAUAUCCAUUUUCAACACAUUGGCUGCCGCGCGAUUACCAUGCAGAUGUUUUAAGACAAGAGUUCUGCAUUUCAGGCUUAAAAAUACACCGUUAAAAGACAAAAAAAUGGAAAGAGAAAGUUAAAAAGAAUGCUCAGCUGUCUUUUUGUGGAAGAAGGGAAGCUUUUCAUCAAGAAAUCUUCCCUCGAGGAAUUCAACCUUCUUUUCUUCAUGACGGAUCUCUGGUCUGUUUUGAAAUGCAACCAAGGUAGUGAAGUUUUUGCUGAAUUUUCAGGUACAUUUUGCACUCUAUAGCCAAGACAAUUACGUUUUUGAAAGGGAAUUUAUGUAUUUUUAAAUGUCUCAUAGACGUUUUAUAAAUUUUUCUCUUCGGCGCUAAAGAAAAAUUACAAAAUUUGCCCCGAUUUGAGAUGGAUUUUGUGUUGAAUUUUGCCAUGUGCUCAGCCGAUUUCACUUGCGUGAACGGAUCCACGAUCGAGAUAGUAUUUUCCGAAUUGCCUUAAAGGAUUAACUUUUUGGAUUUUGAAUAAAAGUUUUCAAGAAACGGCUUCUCUGUCUAUUGUUUUGAGUUUGUUCAUUCACAAACUUAGCUCAAAACACGAUCGUGACUACAACAUCCAAGCUGAAUUUAAACUUAAAUGCUUCUCACAUUCAUUACACGCAUCACUUUUUGCGAAGAUGUCAGGUUCAGGUUUUGGACACUUCGAUACGCAGCUAAUAAAUUUUAUUCCAAAAUAGUUUUUACUGUUGAUUAUAGACUUUUAAUAUAAGAAUUUUAAAAGCCUAUUUGCAUUAUAAGUUUACUGUGCAGAGGGUCAACGAGGCAUCGUUAUUUGAAGUGACUGAACUUCAAGAAGUUGCGAGGACGUCAAAGGGUUUCAUAGUGUUACGUUUGGCCCGGGUGGUAAGGCAAUAUCUUGCUCAGUGUUUCGGUAAGAUUCCUGGUUUCAACCUUUCAAAGCUUUCUCGCCUUUCGGGAGUUUUUCCCCCGUUUGUCGGCCAUUUUUUUAAGCGGGCGCGGGAACCUGAAGUAAAACUACGUCACGUUGUUUACGAAGUUUGAUUGGUCAGUUAUCUCUUCUUCUCGUUCCAAAUAUGGUACUUUCGAAAAUGAAUAAUCACGAGCAUCGGACAAAGCAAACAUAUGAGAGUUACACGUUUCAACCCCUUAUGAGUUUCUGCCUAUACCUAUAGCUAUACUUAUACACCAACGGGGCAUAAUUUUAAUUAACAGUUAGUGAAUGAGGAGGAGUAUCUUAUGACGAAUUAUGGAGAUCGAGGAGGGUGUUAUCCGUCGAGGCCGUAGGCCGAGGCGGAUAACACCCUCCGAGAUCUCCAUAAUUCUUCAUAUGAUACGAAAGCCGAAUUCAAUAACUGUUUUAUUAUUCAUUCAAAAUGAUUCCUAGUUUAAAAACAACUAAAACAUGCUUACCUCUAUCGAUCCAUCGAUGUUCAGUUCAUCUUCGACAGUGUACGUUUAGCUUUGUCCAGUGCCGCAAAUAUUCUCCAAAUAGCAGAUGUCGCCCUUCGAGUUGUCUUCUUGCUGUUCUUGCCAUGUUUUAAGCUAUUUUUUCGCCUAGUUCUUACUCUUGAAACGAGUGAAAUGUCCGCCAUUUUUUCAAGUUCACAACCAAAACAACUCAACCUCGUCCCCAGGUCUUCUCGGUUAACGGUGCCUUAACCUGCGAAAACGCUGCAUUUUUGACGUCAUUUCCUCGUUAAAGUCAAAUUUCUUCCAGAUUUGGUCAUCAGAAACUGGUUAUGGUGAAUUAAACGUGUGCUUUUAGCCAGUAAGAAUCAGGGAAAUAUUGUGAAUGAAUAAUAAUUAUAGUUAAUGCUCCCAACCCAUGAAAAUAUUAAACAAGACAGCAACAAAAGAUCUGUGGGAGAAAAGGGGGAAGGGGAUGAAGUUGCUCGAGUUGCCAAUUGGAAUCUUACAGGAUGACACAGGUCAGGUGGUUGGGAACGAGAGGACUCACCCAAUAAGAACAUUAUCACGCUACAACAACACAACAACCAGGCUAAAGAGAGGUCCUAAUCCUCUCUCUGGGAUCCUAAUUCCCAGGCCCCAUGGGGACAACCACAACAAGAAAGGUUAGCUCCUUGUUACAUGGUAACAAAGCUGUCUGGGGGGCCCAUUCUACCACAAAAGAUGACCAUGUGAGUCUAUGGGGCAAAGGGGCGACCUGCAUCGAGCACUUCAUCCCCUUCCCAUGGUUUAUUUACUUUAAAAGACGAACAAUGAGAAAUUUGUUCUAAGUCUGUUGAACUAACCGAUCAGUCGUCAUAGGCUAUUGCAGCUGAGAGCAAAGACCAACAUGUUGGGAUUAACUGGUGCUACAUAUAUAGGAUUGAAAAAAGAGCUCAGGGAGCACACAUAGUCCAAGAGUCGAAAACAGCACUAUGCUUGAAACGGUAACAGUUAUAUGUGUAGCAAUACAGUUGAUAACAUUCUACUUAGAAAAUUACGCUGCUGACAGAGAGCUAAACAAUAACAGUAACAAUAAAUUAUAAGAAUGUCUCAAUGAGCAAACAUACCGCUCAAGUCCAACAGCACUGGGCUGGAUAAUUAAAGCCUUUGUAACAAUAAAGAUAUAGAAUCUCGACAUAGCAGUAAUUAGGUGAUAAAAUUAUACUAAGAAAAUUUGCACUGCUCACAGAGAGCCAAACAAUUAACCGUAACAAUGAUAAGAAUGUCUCAAUGAGCAAACAUACUGUUCAAGUCCAACAGCACUGGGCUGGAAAACUAUAACAAUUUAAACAUUUAAGAUAGGCAAGGAACCCUCUACAUAGCAGUAUGAUUAGUGUAGCAAAACAGUAAAUGUUAUACUUAAAUUAUUAUUUGAGGGUCUGAAUGGGGGGGUCCAUUUGUCGGUUGUCGGUUAAAAGUCAGUUACUUUGUCGGUAGUCGGUUAAAAUUUUCGAUCUUUGUCGGUAGUCGGUUAAACGUCUUGAUUUUUGUCGGUUGUCCGAAAAUCUCAGUUAAUAAGUAAAAACGCUUGUUUAUUAUUAAUAUUUUUUAUGUAUUUCACCAAGUUUCAAGACUUUGAUCCCAAGGGAGAGACUAAAACUUGCAAGAAUGCAUCAUUUGAUUGCCACUUAAACUUCAUUAACUCUUGUUUGUUUGUGCAAGGUGAUCGUCAGGAGCCGAUCGGCUCCUGUGGUCGUUUAUUUCACCAUUGUUUGCCAAAUGAAUAUCAUGCGUACUGAUAAGAUCACCAAACCUUUUACUGUAAAUGCGAACUUGGUUUCCCUGUCGAGUACACGGCACAGUAAAAAGUAAUUAAUUAAUUAAUGGACACUAGCUUUUUGGGUACUUAAAUUAUCAGCUUAGUGGAAAACUGCAAGGGGUGACGGGCAUCACAUCUAUCCUUUGCCAUAAGUUUCCUUCCUCAAAGAAAUAACACUUUAACCCUCGGACAUGCAAGGGGUGGGGGGGGUGGGGGGUGGAUGCCACCCCCUUUAGGUUUUCUGGGAUUUUUCCAAGAGGAUAAAACAUCAGCACCUGAGGUUUUCAGUAGAUGUUCGUUUAUCCCUCGCACGCAUUUUGAGAAAAGUUCAGUGAUGAUCAGUUUCUAUGGUUACGAAGUAUGACGUAAUAAGUAGCAGGUUGUCAAGCCAUUUUGAGUGAAAAUAUAUGUUUUUUUCAACUUUUUUCAACAAUAAAAGAAAAAUCUUGUAGCUAAAAUCAUGCAAAGUGCUUAUUUAUGUGUUAUUAUUCAUGUCAAGCAAUAAACAUUUCUCUUUGUUCUAACCUGUUUUGUAAUUCUUUGCAAUAUCCAAGAUGGCGGCAAAGAUGGCGACCUUCGUUGGUGACGUAACAGGCCUCCAGCAGUGCCACCAUUCAUAAAAUAUACCUCAUCUUGUUAAGAAUAUCAAAGGCUUUUCAGUGAAGGCAAAAUCGCUUCGAAAUACUGCAACAUAUCAAAAACUCUGGGGAGGGGUUCCAUCUACCAUCCUCUUGUACCAUGGUGGGGGGUAUGAUUUUGCGUGUACGUCUGAGGGUUAAGUUGGCAAGGUAGUGGUUGGUUUUGUAUGAGAUUACACUUUUACGUUAAAGUUUCUUUUAUAAUAGACACUAAGGGCUUGUAUUGUGUCACGAAAGGCAAUAUUUCUUUUUCUUCCUUGUUGAUUUGUUUCAGGAGCGCUGCUUUUCUCCUGUGAGUUUUACUUCUAAUAGCAAUUUUUAUUUCAAAAUUGUGUGGCCAGCCUCUGUCCAUCAUCCGCUUUUUGAAAUCUGAAAUACUUCCUCAGAGGAGUUUGUUCGUAGGAUACUCAAGGCCAAAUCCAUUGGUCAAAUCCAUUUUAACAUUCGGUGGGUGGUAAGAGGUGAAAAUGUAUAUACGUCUGUACGUCAAUGAUAGCUUUUUCUCAUUUUUCGUUGAAUGUUGUGCCUUGGUAUACAACGGGGUCUAAAACGAUUGUCUCAGUGUCAGAUAUUUCGGGCGUAAAUUUCAUAGCCAGUAGAGCAGUAGGGUGAAGUAAGUUUACUUGUUCCGUGAAUUUGAAGAAAUCUACCAUGUCUGAUUUACUUAUGUCCCAAAGGGAAAAAAUAUCAUCUAUGCAGCAUUUUCAAACAGUUGGUUUAAAGACGGUUUUGCUUAAACUUUGUGUUUCAAUAUAUGCGGCCAUGAAAAUGUUGGAAAGGAAACUGCUGCAUGUGCUCAUCGCGGUACUGUGGUCUCUUACUGAUAGUGCUUUCCAUUAAACUGGAAAGAAUUUUCUUUCAGGAUUAAUCUAAACAUUUCUCGGACCGAAUCAAGAAAUGUUCAGUUUUUUCAGCUUUGUCUUUUCAAUAAAAUAUAUAAAGUCGGUAGCAUCUUUAAGGACUGUGGCUUCUUUGAUUAUGAUAUUGGUUGUAGUAAUGUAGCCGUAUCAACAAAAGAGGAAGAUCUUUCUGUUAGACCAUCUGAUGAGUCAUAAAUUUAAAGAGGUUACUUCCUAACGGCUGGAAAAAAAUGCAGAAUGCUCUUUUUUUUUCUGAAACAAAUAUUGAUAAUGUCAGCCCAUGUCGGUGGUCGGUUAAUAUUUUUCCUGUCGGUAGUCGGUAAUUUUUUACUCGUUUUGUCGGUAGUCAGUAAUAUUUUUAGCCCUUUGUCGCUAGUCGGUUAACCCCAUUCCCACCCUCUUAUUUCAGAAGGGUAACUCAUAUAAUUUCUCUGACCUCCCUUUCAUGGUUGUUUGCAUUAACUUAAAUUUAUAUUACUUGUAAAUUGGCUUAUAUUACUCCGUAUGAUAUGAAUUAUGCAGAUUGUGGACGGUUGAGAUGGAUAAGACUCUUUUCGAAUCUGCGUAAUUGUUGAUAUUCUGAACUAAUAAUCGUUGAUUAAAGUUAUGGUUAUGUCUUGGCUGAUAUUCUGAAAUUAAAAAAAAAAAAAAAAAAGAGAGAGAGUUUUCGAAAAUCGUCUAUCAUUAAGGACCAAACACAUUAAUUAUUGGUAGAAAACCAGAAUUGCGGGAAACUUUGACUGAUUCAGAAACCCAUUAGCUCCUGCUUGAUUCAACGCGAUUCAUUCGAUAUCCGUUAUUGACCAAGCGUGAGGUCAAGAUGGCUGGAUAUUGGCCAUUUUUUCGCGUUUUUUAUGGACCGAGAAGAAGUCGAGGUCGAUAAAACCGCAAAAAAGGACGAGGCCAAUAUCCAGAUAUCUUGACUGAAUAAGCUUUGUCAACAACGGAUUUAUCAUGGCCAAAACGAGAACAUUUUUCUCUCGGGACCAACGCGAGAUAUCCCGAGAGGGCAAGAAUGGCUUGGGUUGCCAGUAAGAACACAGGAUUCGCUUUAUCUUCCCCGCUCGCGGAUUUGGCCAUAUAAUAAAAUUCCUUACCGUCUGCACCUCAUUCUUUGGCGAUAACAGUUGGAUAACAGUUUUUUCUCUAUCUUGUUAGGACUGUUGGCAUAUAUCAUGACCCAAAUUGGCUUGUUCUUGUUACUUCUCCUAGCGAUAACAAUGUCUCAGGCUGGUAAGUAUUUUCACUGUCACGCCAUCAAAGAAAAAAAUCAAAACUGUUCAAUAGAUAUAUUCCAGAAUCUGGGAAACAAAAUGGGAUAAAUAUCCUAAGAUCUUCACCAAGAUUCAGGUCAGCACAAUUUUUCGUUUUAGAGAUACUUGGAGAAUUGAUUUACCCAAAGUUAAAGAGCUUUGUGUGGAGCCGCCAUGUUGGUGCCCAUUCGGAUGAACACCAACAUGACGGCCGGAACUCAACACAAACAUCUGUCACUGAGUUUUGCUUUGAAAACGUGAAUUCAUCCGUCGAGAAACUCUUAACAAUUAAAGUGAUACCUUUUCUAACACAAUAACUGUCUAGAUAGCAAAAUCUCCCCAAAUAAGGUACUUUUUUUUUAACCUGACAGCUCUCUCGGCCGCCAUGUAAAUACCACGUCACUCAAAAGCUUAUUAGAAAUUCAAGGCACUGUAUCACAAAAGGAAAACUCUUCAGAAGUAAAAAUUGUUUGAAUAUUGAUUUUUAGUAGGUAUUAAAACGGUGGAUAAUGUUUUUCACGCCCUCUCAUGCUCGAGAAAAAUGUUUUUUCGGUUUUCUUUCGUAAUGACUCAGUCAAUUCUAAGCGUGGCCAUCCCCCCCUGGGCAUUUGUCGGGCAUUUGUCAUGUUGCGUGGUAUCGGCGGUGGGGAAUUGUCAGAAAACCUGUGCCCUGGGGUAGGGCAUUUGUCAAUUCUUUUAGAAGCGGUUAACGUCGUUCUUUUUUCAAUAUUUCACUUAAAAAAAUACGUUUAUUUAAAUAAGUUUAGAUAUAUCUAUAAAAAAUAUUUUUAAUAAUUAUACUUUAAAGAGGUAUAUGUGGUUCUCGCUCCAUCACUUCGCUAUCCCACAAUCUGUUUUUGCAUCCGUUUGAUUCCCGCCAUCAUGAUCAGUUCGCACAUGGAGGAAAAACAAUAAAUGCAUCGUUUGAAGAGUUUAAAGGAAAAGACGCUUUCUUUGUACGUGAAUGGUUGGGCCAGAAAGAACUAGAAAAACUUUGCAAGAUAUUUGAAAGCUGACAUAAGCUCAUCGGUUGUUUGUUUAUCAUUCACGUCUUCGAAAAAUAAGAAAGGUAUUAUUAAAAUUCUAGUUUAUAUUUCUGUCAUUGAUAUUAAUCAGAUAGAUGUGUUAUUUUUUGCAAUAAUUAUAAGUAGCGGCUAGGGGCGAUUUGCGUAGGGGGUUCACACGUUUUGAUCGGACUAUUAGAGAUUUCCCAUAAAAAUGGUAUUUUCAGCUUAUUUACUGGAAAAUACAAUUUUGGUGUUGUCCCAGGGUGAGGAAUUUGCACUAUAUUUUUGAGCCCCAUCGUGGGGCAUUUGCAGCUUUUCCAAAACAAAGUGACAAAUGCCCGACAAAUGCCCGGGGCGGGGGGAUGGGCACGCUGGGAAUUGACUGAGCCUUAAUGUAACAAAAAAGCUGUUCCCGUUGAAAUUCGGUUUUGCAGUUUUUACAGAUAAAGCUUGAAGGGAUUUGUUUAGCUCUUGCGGGGACAUUUCUUCAAAAACAGUUGUGAAUUCUUUCUCUGUUUGAAACCAUUCUGUAAAAUAUAAUAAUAAUAAAAAAUUAAAUUCAGUUUUAAGCUUUGGUAACGCAUGACGGUGAAAGGUCGAUGAAACCGGUAAAAAGGUUUUUUAAUUACAAAAUUAAUUAACAGUUAAUGAAUGAGGCUGAGUAUCUUACGAAGAAUUAUGGAGAUCGAGGAGGGUGUUAUCCGUCGAGGAAUGACGAAUGAACGACGAUGCCAGGGCAUUACAAGACGCUUUAGAAAACCUUAACACAUGACAACAGGUUUUUUGUUAAAAAAUUCUGAAAAUUAUGAACUUAAGCCAAAAUUUAAGCUCUAAAGUUUUCAGUGCGCAGAGUUCUCGACCGAUAAUCAGUUUGAUAAACAUGACAAAAACCAACCAUUGUGAGCGUAAAUCGUCACCCAUAAUAACAGGUAAUCAAAUGGUAUACUCGUGAAAGUUACGCGUACUAAUACGUCAUAAAAGUAAAAACUCAGGCGGAUAGAUAAUUGAUUAGUUUGAUGACGUCAUGUGAAAACCAGCAAUGCCAUGAAAAGGUCGGGAAGAGGGUGAGAUUAACAGGCUCCUACUUAUCUCUAAGAAUUUUUGUUGUCAAGUUUAUCUCGGAUUGGCCCUGAUGGGAUCCGUCCGCGAUACUAUUCGCCGCUACUGGUCUCCCAAAAUAGUCAAAAGCUAAACCAAUUAAGAUCGAAGCUGUAAUACUUAAGAACCUUGCAUGUUUUUAACAAGAUAGGUGUUAGGGCCUGUUUACAUGGAAGUGGGGGACCACGGGUAGGUGAGAGAACAUGUGGCGGGUGACCCCACCUAUCAUGUAAUUAAACGUGAUCAAAUUAAAAUGAGAAGUAUAUGGACAGGCGGGUUACCCCACCUAAGCGGGUUACCUCAUCUACCUGGGGUCCUCCACCUCCAUGUAAACAGGCUCUAAGAGUUUAUUUUAUUAUAUAAACACCAAUGAAAUACCAGGUGAGCUUUCGCGCGAAAACAUGAUAUCUUCACACGUUAUUUUCAGAUGCGAAAAGAUCACCGUUGCUAUGGCUACAUAAUAAAUCGCGCCUUUCGCAGCAAAAAAGUAUUUAAGGGAAAUGGUUUGGCAUUUCAUCGGUGUUUAUGUAAUAAAUAGAAAAUUACAUGGCCGCUUGGAGAUACAAAAUUUCUCCUCUCGUGUUAAAAAAUAUUUCACUCGUUUGCUGUGCUCACUGGUGGAAUAUUUUUCAACACUCGAAGAGAAAUUCCGUAUCUCUUCGCGGCAAUGUAAUGUCCUCUGUCUCUUUCUUGCAGUCUUAUUACAUGCUAUUGGCAGAGUUCUGAUAAAGCAGUGAAACUUUAUUCGACGUAUUAUGACUGUUUGUGGUCCUAAUUGUAGCUUCAUAAAAAACAGCUGCAUUAGCUUGCAUUUGAACAUAAAUGCCACCUGAAUUAUUAUUAUUAUUAUUAAUUAGUGUCAUCUCAACGGACAUCUUCCGGGAGUUGGUCCCUUCCAUUCUUACGUAAUUUUCAUUGCUUUUCUUUAUAAGGCCGACACCUCACAUGUCCUCAAGACUGGAUAGAAUUUGAAAACUCGUGCUAUAAGGUUAUGGACAGUUUUGGUUAUUCGCGGGAAUUCAGUUGGUCGAGAGCUUUAAGCGUGUGUUACGGGUUUGGAGGAUACCUUGUAAGUGUGGCGAAUAAAAAGGAAAUGGAUUUUGUUCGUAGCAUUUCUCCCAAGAUAACCGACAGUUCAGCUUGGAUUGGGCUGGUUUAUUACUUCCAGAAAAAUGAAUAUCUAUGGAGCAAUGGACAACCUUUUAAUUGUUCUUUUUCCGUCGAGUCGCGUUGGUUAUGUAUGAAGAUUACUGUACGUGAAGACAAAUGUGGCGAAAUCUUCAGAAAUGAUUUGAGCCUCACCGAAUGUUGCAAGAAAAAGAAAUAUUUCAUCUGUGAAAGGGAGAAAGGUAAGUUGUUCCUAACUUGGUAAGAAAAAAAUUAAGGAUAGGCGGGGUUGUGUUUUUGAGUUAAAAACAUCUCAUAAACUACAGCUACAAACCAGUGAGGAGCACCGGACCUUCUGUAAACAAAUAUAAGGAUACAAAUAGAUUUUGAGAUUCCUUUUUAUUUUAUCUCUGUAUUCUCUCAGUCUUCUUGAUGUAAGGAUCAGUUUUUAAUUUGUAGUUUUGCAUAUAUAUGGUCAGUUUUGAGCAGAUUUGCCAAAUAAAGAUGAAACUUAAACUUUGACUUGUUCCGGGGGAAGGGGGGCGGGGGGUUCGUCUCUAUAAAAAUUUGGAGGUGCUCGUCGAAAUUUUCAAAAUACACCCCUAAAAUAUAACAGAAUAUAGCAUCUGUGUGUGGCUCAAAUUCAUUUUAACCCCUCCUGUGAGGUACUGUACGGAAAAAACGGUUGAGUAACCAAAAUACAUCCUAUAAUUUUCAGCGAGACACCUCGACAGGCUUCUAAAAGGUACCAAAACAGCUCUUAUGGCAAGAUCUAAUAUGUUCAUAUUUUAGAUAAGAGCCGGCGACUAAGUGGUAUCAAUCCACAAAUCAAACAUUAAGCCCCAAAAGGUAGGACGAGUUCCCUUAUUAUCUUUUUUGGUGACUUCUCCCUACGGACUUGUUUUGCUUUCGUUUUUUUUUUCUACACUUAUCGCCAAAGUUACCUUGAGUUUUAAUUGGUUCACUGCUUACGUUUUCCCUCUUGUCGGAUUAGUACAUGUAUGUGUCAAUCAAAUGCCAUAAUUUCACGGGUGUUACACUAUUGUCCAAACCCUACUAAUGUGGGCGAGGGAAAUUAGCACCUAAUUUCACGAGUAUAGCAUUUGAUUACCUCUGAUUAAUAUCAUGGGUGACCCCACUGACGAAUUACGCUCACAAUCGUAGGUUUUUUACAUGUUUAUCACAAGAUUAUCGAACGAGAAAUCCACGCUCUGAGAACUUAAUAGAGCUCAAAAUGUUCCUUAAGUUUAUAAGUUUCAGACUUCUUCGACAAAAUUCCUGAUAGAAUCCUUCUUGAUGUGCUCUUUCGUGUGUUCAGGUUUUCUUAACCGUCUUUUGAUGCCCUGACAUCUUCAUUUCUAACAUUUAAAAACUUUGCCGCCAUCUUAGCACUGAGACGUACGAAAGGUUGCCAAGGUAAUUUUAUAAUUUCACAUGUGAAAUUAUAAAAUUAUCGCUGAAAUUUCUCGCCAAUAGGCCAUUUUACAGUUAUGGAUGGAAGCGAGGCUGAGGGUGAGCUUGUUUUGAUACAAACCUGCCUGCUUUAUUAUGUAAAUCAAGUUAUUCUUAUGCUCACGAGUAUUUUUCAAGAACAAUUUCCAUAACAAAGCAAAGAAGGUUUGUAUCAAAACAAGGUCACCCUCACCCUCGCUUCCAUCCAUAACUGUAAAAUGGCCUAUUUGUCACCAAUCAGAUUAACUUUCUUGGUUUAAUGUACUACUAACUGUUCUUUAAAUUAGGUCCACUGGCUUGUUCUAGCGAUUGGCAUCUCAGUGGAUCGUCUUGCUACAAAGAAAUUUAUAAAAAAAGUACAUGGAAAGAUGCUCAAAAGGCAUGUUUUGACUUUGGAGGAGGUCUGGUGAAGAUAGAUAAUUACUAUCAGCACCUAUUUUUGAUUCGUUUCCUGGAAAUUUCUGGUGUAAAGAAAGAGGGAAUAGAUGUAAGUACGAUCGAGUUAUUUACUGUUGGCAUCACCAGGUGUUAAAAUCAAGCGUAAAGACAUGCUUACUCAUAUCUUCUUGUUGUGUAAAGAAUAGAGAGAAGUCACUACGUCACGUUGCUACGGAAGCAAAAUUUCUAAAUCUCAACAAACCUUGUGUUCGCGCAAAUAAGGCAAUUUUAACUUGCUGAGUUGUUUGAAUAUUCUCAUAUGCACGAUUGUUCUGAUCUCAGGAACAAAACAGAUAGUAGCCCAUUCGCCAAUUUAGAAAAUACCAUAACAAUCCUUUUGUCUCCCCCAAAAUGUUGCAUAACCAUUGUUUUCAGUUUCUCUUGGGAUUUAGAAUCGUCGCAAAAGAAACUGAAACUACAAUGGCUAUGCAAAGCGUUUUUUUGAGGGACAAAAAGAUUAUUACGGUAUUUUCUAAAGUGGCCAAUACUUUUCUUCUAUAAGAUUGUUGAGAUCCGGGAAUUUUGCUACCAUGAUAAGGUGACGUGACACUUCUCUCUAUUGUGCAGUGUUUAGUAAUAGUGCACCGUCUGUCAAUCUAGGCUUACUAAGAAAGACGUUUUUUUAAAGGUGGGUGGCAGUGAUUUGCAGCAUUUUUCGAAUAAUGCGAAAAUAACAAACGCCCCUUGAUUAGUGACGAGGCUAUAAAAACUUUUUGACAAGUUUUCCUGUUUUAAAGCACCCUUAUAGAUAGCCUUAAUGUGGCUCGACCCGAAUGAUUAUCUUUGUACAGUAUUCGAUGAUGUUGUUAACCUUCGCGGGAGCUGCAGAAACAAUUUCCUCCCACGGUCCCCACGGGAAAAGCUACAACUUGUUAUAAUUCUCUUCCUGCGUGUGAAAAUUCUCUCCUUGCAAGAAAGGAAUGUGCAAUUUGUAAAUCACCCGUAAAAUUGACACAUUCACUUGGAUAGUAACAAAGCUUUAUAUGCAAGGUCCGACAGAAAUAAAACUGAUUUUAAUUUGCUUUGCAAGUUUUAAGAGACAGAAAAUUACUGUUUAUAAAUAAAAGUAUUUAAAACCCCAGUAAUUUAUUUAAUUCUCACUUAGGGCAAAAUUGAUGACUUCAAACUAAUGCCAAUCAUUUCUUAUUUCAAAAGGCUAACUUGCCUAUUCAUCCCCGGCUCAGGCAGACCUGAAUGAACGCCCAUUUAAUAUGGGGGUUUUGUUUGUACUUAACUAGAUUUGUUAAUGUCUUGUCUGUGUCCAUAUUUAAGUACGUGUGGGUUGACAACACCGGGAACUCAUCAAAAUGUAGACGCAUGAAGACACACACUGGAACGAUUGAAGAGCCCGACAACUGUGACGGUCUCUAUAUGCACUAUGUUUGUGAAAGGCCAGCCGCCUCAACUAUAAGUAAAUACAAAUUUUAUAUGAUCCAAUUCUACUAAAGGUUUAGUUAAUGCCCGGGGGGACUGAUGCCUCAUAUAAAAAGACGGGGAUACUCGACGCCUUGUUUAGGGGUACGGGUAAAUUGUAGAUCAGUUUAGUGUCAUUACUCGAGUUAAGGACUGAAAGCCAUAUUUGGACCCACACAAGUAGCUUUAAGGGCUUUGCGCGAAGAAAUGACGGAUAACAAAGAAGAAAAGAAGACACAGUUAAUAGGCACAAUUCAAACGUCGAACUUUUCAUGUACCGAACUUGACACCUGUUAAAUGAUAUAAGUUCAACGGUUGUUUCGGACGUCGAACUUAAUUUAAUAGUCAAAAUAUUUUACAGACAUUCUCUUACCCUGGGAACGAGAGGUUGUAAGGGAGUCAUAGUUUUAGUCUUAGUAUUCAAAUCUGGUGACUGACCAGCUCUUUAAUUUUCCCAACUUCGCUCGCAUUUGAAAUGAGCUGAAGAUUUUUAAUUCCUACGGACCAUUGAGCUUGAAAAGCCCGCGAAAUGACGCAGACAACACGGUAAUUAGAAAUUAGAAAUUAAAACCCGCGUACUAAAUGCGUACCGCGGUCACAGGCAAAGGAAAGGUUUCAGAACACUAUACUUGUCUCCAUUUUUUCCUAUCACCUGGAGAAAAUGGCUCAAUUUCUUUUUCCUGGCUGGCUAAUUAUCAGUUAUUUUUUGCGUUGAAAAAGGAAGGAAUAGACAAUCCUGGCUGGGAAAAUGACUUUUGGUAAAAAUCCUAGCUGGGAAAAGCCCUUAAGGUAAAGACCCUGGCUUGAUAUUGUAUUUUAACAUCUACCUCUAGCUGGCUUUGGGGAGUGGAUAUAAUUUUCCCACAGAAGUUACUAAUCAACCAAAAAACACUUAGUGACUGUCAAAAUAUUACUGGAGGCGAUAUCUAAUCACUUUCGAAUUUUUUCUCGUUGACUACUCCUGACAAAUAACGCAGCGGACGGCAAACUGUACAAUUCCGCCAGCAGGAGUCUUCACGACGGUUUUGCGAGACACCUAAGGUCCAUGAGUUAAAGUACGGCUUUUACCGUCAAAGCAUGUCAAAACCAUGCUUGUUUUCCUCGACUUUAUUUUUCAAUUCCUCAUAAAGGCUGUACCAGCGUCUACCGGAGGAUUUUAUGGGCAAAAAUGUUAAGGAUAAGUAAUUGAACGAUUUUGUUUAAAAUUAGUUGUCGUUGCGCAAUAGAUAACGCCUUGACCUUGCACGUCGAAGGUAGGAGGCUUGACUCCCGCUAGAGAAAUUUUUUUUUUGGUCGUUUUGUUUGGUUUUGUUUUUUUUCUUAAAAAAUAUUUUCAUUUUUUGACAGACUUAAAAUACACCGCUAGACUAAUUGCCAGUUCAUUAUCAACUUUUAUUCCUAAAAUAAUUAAUCCACGAGUUAGCCAUAGGAAUGGCUAACUAAAUUUAUUAAAGACAGGGGUUACUUUAUUUGGCCGCCUUCCAUUUGCUUGGGAAAUCCCAGUUUCUAUCUGUUCUUAAUGCUUGAUAAUGAAGGCCAAACAAUACCACUGGCCACUUUCGAUAACUUACGCUUUCCUUUCGUUUACAAAUAUUUCACUCAAUAACUUUCAAAUCGUUUUGACGUUUAGGGCUAGGGAAACGAGACGAAGAUAACACAACUGUUUGAAAUUUGUUUUGGGUAUCUCCGUUGUCAGGUCAGGGCCGAUAGGUGUGAAAACAAUUGAUGAUAGGUUCAACCAAAUCGUUUGCCGAAUUAAUUUUCGAUGUUUCGAUUUUUUCCUUAUUUGCGCGAUGUUACCCCAUCUUUUGCGCGCGUUUCCUUUGCUCAUUUCCAGAUUAUCUCUGAAAUACUGCCGCUUGGCUACUUUGAUGGCAUUAUUUGUCUCAUACCUUUUUCUUUCGCUUAGCGGAGUGACCUUGUCAGAUUUUAAGUUCUGUAUCUAAAACACCCACAUAAAAAGGAGACUACCCUCUCAGUUAUCCUGCAUUUUUCCACAGGCAGUAUUAAUUGUUAUCAGAACCCAAACAACGAUUCAUCGGUUCCCAUCAAAAUCAAGUGCUCAUUCCCAGAAAACCUUUGUUUCAAAUUUGACAAGAAAACGGAGGAUAACAAACAAGUCACCAUUCAAGGAUGUAUAUCCGCUGAUCAAUGCAGACAGUUUGAUGACCAACAUUUGCAAUGUUGUGAGGGAGAUCUUUGCAAUAAUGGUAAGUGUCAUGGUUAUACAAACGCAAAAAUUUAUUAAUUUACGCGCACUCUAAGAUUUUGACAUUGUUGCAAAACAGAGACAGGAUGGUUCAAAAUUUUAAAUCAUGAUGAUGAUGAGGAGAAAACUGAUCGUAAAGCAAAUAUGGUGUACUCCUACUGAAUUUUUUUUCUUUCUUCUUUUUAAUUGUUACCUCUUUUGAUUAUAAUGCUUGUAUUUCGCAACUUGUAAGUCUUCGGCCAAUCUCAGCUACGGCAGGAUCAAGGUAGGUGUGUUUCAAAUGUUGUUCAGUGCCCGGGGGGUACUCCCAUACGUUACCUAUACGGGUAUGUGCCGCCCAAAGGGGUCGUGAUUUUGAAGCUCCUGAUUUAGAAUGGGGUAUCCAUUUCAGAGGCGUUUUCUAGAACGGGGUAUAAUAUUUCGAAUGCACGAAAGCUCCACUUUUGUAAGCAGCCAUUUGAAAGUAUUCAAGGACAGAUUGCUUUUAAAAAUACGGUUCAAUGCGUUAACAAGCAAACCGUUGUACUCUUGUUGCACCCUAGAACGGAGUAUCAGUUUUAGGGCGAAUUCUAGAACGGGGUAGAAAAAAUUGACCCAUUUCUAGAACGGGGUAUCAAUUUUAGGGGAAAUUUUUUCUAGAACGGGGUGCCAAUUUGGAGUCCCGGGCGGCACAUACCCACCCAAAAAAUACCCAAGUGCCCCCCCCCCGGGGUUCAGUGAUGGCACAGCGGGUUCUUCGUGAUACACGGUAAGUCUUCGACUAUUUUAAUCUGUGUUUACCCAAUUUUAAGGUAACGGACUCAUUUCAUUAGGUGUUUUUGCCAUACUUUGUGGUUGCACAAGUUCCUUUUUUCGUGUAAACGCCUUCUCAUCACUACUGGAUCUUACAAUUACAAACGAGACGAGUGUACAAGCUCAGUUAGCCAGCGAAGACCCGCUUUUGUCCUCGCCGAAGCGUAGUAGACGAGUUCCACUGUCAACAAGUGACAGUGUAGUAAGAAAAGAGGUUUUAACUCUAUAUAAGCUCUAACAUGUCUGUAACCCUUUUAAUCUGACCGCAUAUUAUUUGAAAAAACUUUCCCACUUCCAUUUAUAGUACAGUACCUUUGAUCACAGUUUGAUAUAUUUAUUUUGCUUGCAGUCAUAGAAACCACGACUCCCAACAAAGUUAUUUACAUUUCACUUGGUGUCACGUCCGCUAUUUUGCUGUUGUCGGUCGCUAUUUUCGUCUGGUGCUACCGAAAAAGAAAGGCAAAGAGUAUUGAAAGGUUUGUGGAGCUCUGCUAAUGCGUAGCUGGCGGUUUUUUGUUUGCUUCUUUUUUCUUUUCAGUGGUUGGUAAAGUAAGAGAUUCAUCCGCGCUAACAGCUGAACCAAGGACAAAAAAGAAAUGAUAGGGAAGGAGGCGAGCGGAGAAGUAAAUAAGAAAAACAUCCUAUACUCAACCCCUUGAGAUUUUUAAAACGCCCCUUCCAGUUUUUUUGAAAGGAUGGUGUGACAUGUUUUGAGGUCUGACGUCAGCCGACCAAAUGUCGCGCCAAAGUUUUCUUGUUUACGAUCGUUUAAUGUUUUUUUUAUUAGCGCUUUCCUGGUAAUUAUUCUCUCCCUUCGUCCCCUCCCCCAUCGUUUUCUGUUUCGAACUCGGUUCAGCCGUGUUCGCGCGGCUGUAACUCUUACUUUGCAAACCACAAAAUAAAAGGAGACACCAAAGAACCUCCAGCUAUGCUGGCUGCAUAGACACGGAAAUAAAUCUAACACUAAGAAAGCUUUUGUUUUCUCUUUUUAUCUAAACGUAGCGAUUAAUCUUCGCUCCGCGUUACGUUAUUGGCUAAAUUACAUCACGUGUCAACAAACCCGACGUAGUGCACCUGCCAAGAUGACAGAAAACAUUAACUAGAAGUCAAAACCAUUACUUUAUUUGCAAUUCUUAUGAAAAAUAAUCAAAGAACGUUUUCAUUGUCGAAAGAUGCAUGGAAAAAAAAAGGAAAAAUCCAAAGAAUAGUCUGAUGAAGACGAAUUUUGUUUUUAGAUACGCCUGAAGUGAAUUAGAAUUGAAUAAAUUUUUUUGCAGUCAUUGUUUGUAAAGGAUGGUGCCCUUGACUGAAUCGUACUUUAAAAAAAAAAAAAUUUUAUUUUAUCCCCACUCGGCUAUUCUGAUCGAGCUUUUUUUUUCACGAGGAGAACAUCUCAGCUUCGGCCAUUAUCCUCCCGCGAUGCACCAGUAGCCAGGUGCAAUAAUUUUUGUUGUUGGUAAAGUUUACAGAUAUGCGAGUAUAUGUUACUCAUGAUAUUGUGCUCAGCGUAAUAAUCCAGCAUUUUUUUUCCCCUUUUUCUAGGUCACCUUAUUCACAAGACGAGAUCACUCCUCCUGACAAGUGGGAAAUUCUGCCUGAGCAAAUAGACUUUGAGGAAGAGCUGGGGAGAGGAGAAUUUGGUGUUGUUUAUAAAGCAACCUUUAGUAAGAGUGAUGAGAUGGAGGCGUUGGUCACUGAGACUUCAAAAUGGCCUGUAUCAUCCAUGAAGCCGAAGGCACCACAGGUGGUGGCUGUCAAAGUUUUACAUGGUAAGAAAUACUGACUGUUAUCUCCACAGACAAAGGCAUAAAGUCUUAACUGCCUUUCAGUCCUCUUCAUAUUGUUGUAAGAAUCCUUAUGGAUUUAAGUAACUCUUUGGGAACUUUAAGAUCUCAGAAAAAAACAAAACUCGAUUCUUUUCGAAGACGUGAUCGCAUGGUAAAACAAAUUACACCACCCAGAGACAUUCCAUUUUUAAAAUCGGGAUUGUCUCUCGUUGGUGGUGAGAGCACGGCAAAGUUGGAAUGAGUGCAAGUAAUUUGUGGUUUCUUUGUUCACUAUGUAAGUGUGAAAAAAUAAUAAAGGCUGUUAAGUUCCAAAAAGUAGGUUUAAGCCUAUUAGCUCUAAACAAAUGCAUCUCUUACGAAUUUACAUUUCCCCAAAACCGAAAAAAAAGUAAAUUGAUCUACAGAGCCUGAAUUAAAGCCAAUAAUGAAAAUAAGUUUAAAAAAUGCAGCCUCUAGUCAAUACAUGUAUGACAACUCUUUCUGAAGGAUCGGAUGCAUUUGAUGAUUUGGUCUCCCCUUUUUGCGAUCCAUGUUGCCCAGGUUACACCGCAAGUCAUUUGAUAAUCAGGGGCACCCAACGAGAAUAUAGUUCAAAACCACUUAAACAUAGCAUUGUUAAACGUAUUUUAGUAUUUUAACGGUAGAUAAAGGCAUAUUUUUAUCCCCUAAAAAUUUUUCAUCUGUUCGGAUUUCCUAGCUGAAAGUCUAGUGAUCCGAAAAUUAUAGGGAUCAAAACUCGCCUUUUCGAAAAUUUCAGCCAGAAAAAAGGCUCCCGAAAAUUCUAGGUGACCUUUUCAGGGUAAAAAUCCGUUAAAAAUAGGCAAUUAUACCAUUUUUUGUAAGUUCGAAAAUCCUAGGAGAGGCAGGCAAGCAAGAAAUUUUACAACAAAUGUUCCGAAAAUUCUAGAUCUCAAAUCGUCUUCCGAACAGAUAUUUUUCCGAAAAUUGUCGUUGGGUGCCCCUGGAUAAUGUGGAGAAACUAAGGGGAAGAAAUUAUGAAACUGAGCUACGAAAUCACCAUGCUCACGUCUAGACCCAGGGGGUUUUCUCUUAUUAGAAGCUAUACAAGUGUGAGCGGGGCCAAAGGACAUGGUUUUUAACCCCUUUGCGUGUGAAAUUGGGAAAAGAUUUCCACGAUUUUGGAAAAACAGAUUAAACGUGAAACAGGAUUCGGUUUUGCUCUGCCUUGUACCAGGUCUGUAUUUAUUUUAUUCUAUUUUAUUGUUGGUUUAUUAUUUAUUUAUUCAUUUAUCUAUGUAUUUAUUGUUUUUAUUUCAUUCGCCUUUUAUGAACAGCGGUUUAGGUAGUGAGGGAAACCACAUAGUCACAUCACACCACCACCCGAAUUUUCCAGGAGUACCUCCCGGGGCUGCUUGGAGGGUGCAGUGGUAAAAUAAAAAUAUUAACAAAUGUCUGAAUAUUUAUCGAUAUUCUAUUACACGGUAGAAUGCAUCUGUGUAUAUCCUUGUGCAUUAUAGGAUGAGUGGGAAGCGGUAAAAAUGGACGAAUAUGUUUUUCAAAUGAAACAUAUUGCACUGAAUAAUGCUGAAAAAUAACGAUAAUAAAAUCAAUGUCAUUUUAUUUAAUUAUCUUUAGAUAAUCCAUCUGAAGCACAGAAAGCAGAGUUCACGUUUGAGAUUGAACAGAUGAAGCUGUUGGGUUCACAUAAGAACGUUGUAUCCAUGGUUGGAUGCUGCACGCUUCAGGAGAAAAUGUUCCUGGUUAUAGAAUACGUUCCGUGUGGUGACCUGCUGACGUGGCUACGCCGCAGAAGGAAAAAGGUAUGGACAUGACCAAUUAUACAAUUAGUAUAUAACGAAAUUAUCAAGAAACAGAUGUAGGGAGACAACAUUACGAAUAUAUUUUGGUACCGUCAGAACAUUUUGUACAACUUAUUUAAGCAACUGCAGUUGCUUGAAAGUUAUAAAGGCAUUUAAUGAUUACUAACAAUAAUAAUUAUAUUUUUGUUACUUGCUUGAUGUUUAGAUCAAAGAACUUCAAGCUACCGAGAGAUCUUAUGCUGACAAAGAGGUUCUGAAAGAUCAGGGAGAGACCAGAGAUCAAGUAGGCUUGUAUACUGUAGUUUAACUUUUCCAUACUAACUCUGUCCUAAAACAUUUAUUAUCCAGGGCCCGGUUCCUAGAAAGAUGGUCAAGUUUAACCCAGGAUUAAGCGAAAUUUUAAGCGCGGUUUUCUUGCUAAGAGAAUGUAACUCAAGCUUACAAAAUACUGUUGAGCUUUUACUCUGAGACACAGUAAUGAUUUACACAAAAUGUUUCUCUAAGAAAUGCAUAGGAAGGUAAAUACAAAAAGUAGAACAAAAUCUUAAUCCUGGAUUAGCGCUAAUCAGCCUUUCAGGAACCGGGCCCAGAGUGCUUGUUUGUUUUAUGUCUGGUUGACCUAGCUAUCUAAUCUACCCAUCCGAUUGUUGUUGAAUGGUUUGCACGUAACGUUAUCAUAUUUCAAAAUAAAGAGUGACAUAUCUUUUUUUUUUUAGAUUUUGCCACCUGAACAGUCCCUGUUUUUUGAAUAAGUAUUAAGUUUAAUGUUUAUGAGCUCUCUAGAGAUGAGUACUCGCUUUAUGGCAAUGUUUCUGUCAUAUCUGCGUUCCUCAGAGGGACGCCAACAUGGCUGGCCUCUCUAAACAAAGCUCUAUAAAUUUAUGUAACACACUUCUCCGAAUACCUCGCAAACGAAAAAACUGCACAGACCUGAAUCUUAGCAAGACUUUUUGAAUAUCCCUUAGAUUCCUGAAUUUAUUCAUUUCCACACAGGUCAGUAAACUUGCUAAGAAACAGAUAAAGCAAGCGGAGAAAAUACAAUUGAACAUGGAAAUAACGCCAUUACUACAAGAUAACAGCGAGGACACAGCGUCGACUUCUUAUCAUCUCGGUGACAAAGUAUGAAAGAAGUCAGCCAGGAGGGCUAAAAGAUUUUAGAUGACGUUUUUUUCUACUAUAUAUGUAAAAACUGCUUAACUCAACUUAAACGAGGCCUGUAGCUCAUGAAAGGAAUUCUCGUGUAAUCCUUGUAAUCCCGACUAGUGCAAUCGAUAGAGUCGAUAAUCGAUAAUGAUGGAUAAGUCUCGGUAAAGAGCGAUUGAUUAAAUUGAAAAUCGAUAAAAAUCUAUCGAGGAAAAACUUGUUGCUAAUCGAUAAUUAUCGACUUUAAUCGAUUUUUAUCGAAGUUGUCGAUUUUAAUCGGCCGCUUACUUAAUUAGGUUAACACCGGCAAAGAAUGUUGUUUCCGAACAUACGUACAUUAUUUAUGUAGCUUUGGACGGUUAAAUUUGUAGCGAAAUUUAUUUCACAAAUUACACUCAAUAUUCUAACGAAACAUUUUCGGCCAGUCGACAGGAUAAAAAAGAGUUAUAAGCAACUGAUUCAGCUUGCUUGCACUGGAAACUGUUCAAGUUGAACCCUACAAUGUAUAGUUCAAGUGGUGAGGAUACUGUUCAGUGUACAGUUUUUCAGUAAGACCCUUAAAUUGCUUCUUCAAAAAGCAUAUUGGAAAGGAUCAUUUAAAUCGUUCUGUAAAUAUGCAAAACAAAGUAGAUAAUGAACUCCGCAACUAAAUGGAAAGAGAAGUAGCAUGACCAUAAAACAAAAAUGUGAGAGAAAAUCAUCAUUUAAAACAGAAAACAUCUGCAUAUUGCUAAUAUAAUUUGCUGUAAAAUAAUGCAUUAUUGGAUUUUGAACCUGGGAGGCAAUCGAUAAUAUCGUUAAAAUAGUUAAAAACGAUAGCGCUGACAAUUGAUUUUCUGAUAUCGGUUUUUAUCGAUUGCGCUAGUCAGGUGUAAUAUGCAAAAGUUGUCUCUUUAUUUAAUGAUCCGGGAACCGAGAAGCGCCUCUUCAUGAAAGAAUUAGUUAACUAUAAAGACAUUUAAGAAAAUCAGAGAGAGGGUUGUUAAUCAAGAAGGCCUACCACAAAGCUAGAUUUGGUAUUGAAGAUUUUACUGAUCCAAGUCUACUAAAGAUCCGGCUGCCUCACUGGUUUGUCGUUGUGGUUGUGCCUUCACAAGUGUUUCUUAUACCACAAAACGUAAUCAUGAGUUAAUCGUCAAAUUUAUUUAUUUAGACUAAGGACGUUUUACCUAGAUUUUAAAAUUCUCCCCUAUCUUCUUGUCCUGGCAGCAGUAGGUCAUCUGGUUGUUGUUGAACUUUAGUCUUUAAUUCACCGAAAUUCUAAAUGACCAUUGCAUAGAGUAACAACAGAGUGGAAAUUUGCGGUAUACUUGAACGGACAGAAUACAAGAUUCCACGACUGAUAUUACAUUAAAGAAUGAUAAUGGUUAAACGGAGAAAAUGGCCAGUACUGGACCAAUAAAUUACGGUUUUUGUUUUGGUUUGUUUUUUACAAAGGAAAGUAAACCCGCUAAAGAUCGGACAAAGCAGGAGCAGCAGACGAACGAGAACAUGGAAUUGACUUUGUUAUCAGAAGAAAUCAUUAAUGAUGAGGUCCGACAGGAACUGGCGUCGACUCUUCAAGGCCAUCUUGUAUGAAGGAAAUACUCAAAUAUUUCAUUUUAUUUUUCUUAAAUUCAUUUAUCGUUAUCAAAAGAAAGCAAUGAUGAUGUCAGACAGGAUCUGGUGUCGACUUCUCAAGGCCAUCUUGUAGAAAAGAGAUACUUAACAACGUCUUUUUUUUUUCUUAAAUUUAAUUAUAUUGAACGUGGAUAACGCAUGCAGACAAUGUGGAAACUUGCUGAAAAAUAAGCAACAAUUUUCCGCGAAAGAAAAAUUCGACAUCUCUUUCUUUAAAUUAUUCUAUUGACCGUGCUCCAGAAUAAGCUAACGAAAAAAACUCUAGGAAUCACUUGCUGAGCCAUUGACUCCAUCCACAAUACCACUCACGAUCUGUCUGAUGCCGAAGAAUUUUCAGUUGUAUGUUAAUGUAGCUUUAUUACUGGUUACGAUGAAAGCUUCUUAGAGCAAUCUUUCUGGGUCACGCCUAUACCAGAAUACGAUCAAUCGAAGCACCAACGCAUGCAUUCGAUAAAUCUUUUUUGCAGGUAUGGCAAAUAAAUCUACAUGUAUAUUUUGUGAUCUAAGGGACCGCCGGUCAUCAUUAUUUACCGCCGGGGGGGGGGGGAAGGAUUUUAGGAAGGAGCAGUUGUAACUGAGAACCCAAAAGGGGGGAUCGCUGAAAACUUUGGAAGGAUUCAGAGAAAGCACCAAUCAAAUUUGCUUGGAAAAUGAAGACAUGGCGAGACGGGGGGAAUCGCGAAAGUCAUCAAAAGUUAUUUGGGGGGAUCACUUCAGUGAAGUAACAUUCAAAGGGGGGAUCGGCUAAAUUUCACCUUGUCUAGCCCCAAAUCCUUCCCCCCCUUCCCCCCAGGCGAUAAAUAAGGACCAGUCCCUAAUUUAAAUAUUACUUUCGCGCACUUUUCAAAAACCCGGGAGAAUUUUCCUCCCAGUGGCACAGUCCCGUUUUUGCUGAGAUUCUGGGUACUUAACUUGAGGCUCAACAAGCAUGACUGCUUUAAGAUGUUUUAUGGUGUUGCUGUCAAUCUUUGUAUUACGUCAUUUGAUGAAUGCACCCAUCCGAAACACCAAGAAACAACCGCUUUUAGUCAUGUUCUUCCUGACAAACCCUUUCAUCGAAAGGACGGGAGGAUUAAUCUGUCUUCCCUUCACGCACAGAAAGGACAGGAAAGCAAAAUUUCGACUAAGGCAAAGGAAAAGAAGACACGAGUAACCAUGGAAAUGGCCUCAUUGCUCCAGGAUGACGUUGAACAGGACAUGGCUUCGGCCACUCACGAUCUGUCUGAUGUAAGAAGGAAGUGUCUAGGGCCACAACAACACGAAUCCGGAUACGGUGAAACCGAAUACUUCAUUUUUGCGUCAACAUAAAUUCGGAGUGGUGUAUCCGGUUUCACGCAUUCACACGAAUACGCGCUACUGCGGUUUGCAAUUGCAACUGCACUCGGGCCAGCGGUGUGAUUUCACUGGCCGUAUAUGCUUCCUUGUUCAAGUGCUUUAGGGUAACAUUUCAUACACUUCUCAAGUGGGAGUGUUAGAGCGAAAUAACUAGGUAAAGGCCGAUUCAUUCGUCCGGAGCGAAAGUAGACAGAGGGUUUUGGCCUCCCCUUUAAAUUUUUCAAGUUCCCAUUUAAGCCUGGACCCGAGUUUAUGACAUAGCUGAUUAAAAAAUAUCCGGUUUCAGUCGUCUUUACGAACUCGCCAAACCCGACGAAUUAGCAAAAAAUUCCACUCUGUAAAGGGGUUUCAAUGCGGUCUCGGUGAGCGGAUUUACCGUUUUCGUGUAGAUGCAAGGCCGAUUCGUAUUAUAAAGCGUGCGGUUUCAAAAAUAUCCGGAUUCGUGUGGAGGGGGCCUAAGCCUUACACGUUUCCUUUUCUCACGUAACGAAGGGUGUAAUGUAACGCGCGAUUGUAAACAAACAUUGAAAAACAAGUGCCAAGGGUAAUGGCCUCAUUACUAAUGUUAUCUCCGCCAAUCAGCAUUUCGCAUCGACUUAUUUAUUUUCUAGAGACGUAGCUCCAAGCUCUCCUUCCUUUUCCCGCUUAGCCGCCAGAGCGCCCCGGAGAGCUUGCUCGCAGACUAUUUACAUGGCGGACGAGAGAGCUGCCAUGGGGGCUGAAAAAAUGACUCUGUUGGGGGGAUUUUGCUAUCUGAAUGGUCAUCGUAUUAAUGUCAAUGUUAAUGAGUUCCUCAAGAGAUGAAUUGACCCUUAAGUAGCACAACUCCGUGACACAUGUUUUUGUUGGUUUCCGGCCGCCAUGUUAGUGACCAUCCGGAUGGGCACCAACAUUGCGUCUCCACAUAAAGCUCUAUAAAUGUAGGUAAAAAAAUUCUCCGAAUUUCUCGCGCUUGAAAAAUUGCACCGACUGAAUCUUGCCGAGGGCCUUUGUAUAUUUACCUUCUUUCAUUUCCCAGAUUCUAGACUUUACCUAUUAAACGGUUUUGAUUUUAAUUUUUAAUAGCAUGACAGUGAAAACCAGCAAUAGCGUUACAUUUUUUCUACAUGUAAAUGUGAACUCCAUUUUCUUUAAUCAUUUAGCAAAGUUUGGCUGAUGAGUAUGAAGUUAAGGAGGAUCAACAUUCUAUACACCAAGACCAAGAAGACAUUGCAGUGUGUCCGCAACAAAGCAACAAAGAUGCCGUUCUUGAAGUGAUUCCAUCGACUUCCACCGAAGUAGAUGUAAGACGAAAACAAAAACACCAUAAUUAAUUAUUCACUAAUAAAGAAGAAUUUGCCGCUAGGGCGCCUUAUUUUGCUUAUGUUUCACGUUAGAAGGACGCAACGUGAUCUUGGUGUUCCUGUGCCACUAAUGUGUUUCGUCGAUGGUGUACCUUUUCUGCGCUGUCUUGGAUUUACGUUUCAGCGUCUUGUUUUCAUUCUCUUGAGUUAUUUUCAGUUGCGGGCUUGUGACUUCCAGAACGAUGGCUGAUAUAAGGAAUCGUCUAGUAAAAUGGUGUGUUUGUUGUUUUUAGUCAGUAGGGCGUGUAUCAGCAGGUGACUGAGGCUUUCUGGGUAAACAUCAAACUGUGGGCGUGGAUUUUCAUGGUAGACUUGAAAACAGUACCGUGGACCCAAAGUAAAUUUUAUCUAGCUCUAAACUGGUCACUUUGAAGUUACUUUCAAUAGAUAAUACUUGUAUAUUCCGUGGCUCUUGUCUGGCUCAAGCAAAUUAUGUUAUUUUUAUCUUUUAAUCCGUUAGUUACUUAUUUACUAACAAGGAAAGUAAUUACUUGAGAGCUGUCCUGUUUCAAGCUAAACCAAAAAUUUGAUAGUUUCUUUUUAUCAAUUUAAUUAGGAUGAGGAAUUCAAAGUAACUGACAAAGAACUUCUAACCAGGCCAUCGGCAUCGUUAGGAAAAAAUCAAGCUUCUGCAAUGCCACUUUCAAUUGAAAACGUAGAGGAGUCAGACGAGGAUCCUUGUGACGUAGAGGAGAACUUUUCUACCAAACAACUGUUUUCACUUGCCUGGCAAAUCGCUAAGGGAAUGGUAAUUAUCUUUGUUUUCUGGAUAAUGUUGCUGGGAUUCUGGUUCUGAGUAAAACUUGGAAAGAGGAAUUCAAAAGUCAAUAUUUUAUAAACAUGAAAUAGAUGGGAUAGAUAUAUUGGCUAUUUUUCUAGAUAUGAGUACAUUAAAAUGGCUUAUAUGGAAAAAAAAUUUUCUUUUCAGUCGACCCAGUUUUGGCUGGAUCAGAUCAGUGCCGAUAUUUACUUUUCAUUUGUAUUUUUUCAUCUAUACUUAACUACUUAGUUUGUUCGGCGUACCCCCGUUAUUAUGUUUUGAGAUCAUUUUAAUCGUUUUUUCGUUGCUUAUUUGUUAUUAGAAUUAUCUCGCCGAAAACAAUCUUGUUCACAGAGACCUUGCUGCCCGUAAUAUUCUUGUUGGCCAUGACAACCAGAUUAAAGUGUCAGACUUUGGGUUGAUGAGACAAAUCUAUGAAGAUGUGAACAGCUCAACGAAGUCCAAAAAACUUCCUGUAAAGUGGAUGGCCCCAGAAUCACUUUAUCAAGGCGUUUACACGACCAAAAGUGAUGUGUGAGUGAUACGUUUUUCCGCUCCGUUGACAAGGGAACUAUUGAAACGCUUCUACUGAAUCACUUCUCAAAAUCGUAGUUGCUGUAAAAAUUACAGAAGUAUAUAACUCUGAAGCGCCUAAAUUCUCCUUAUUUGUUUGUAACCUCGCUAGGGCCUUGUUUUUAGCCGUCCAGUUAGAAGCACGGAAAAUUGUUUGCCAAAAUAUGGAAUCAUAGAAUUGAAGGCAUCUCUGUCUAAAUAUAGCUAAACACGGAUUCUUGCAAUCCUUAACAAUUCUCAAUUAUUCAUAAUAAUAAUAAUCAUGAUAAUGAAUUUAUAUAGCGCAAAUUCCAUUCAAUGUUUAAAUGCCCUUCGCAAUAACUAAUACUAAUAUAAACAAAGUAAUAAUAAAAAAAACCCGAAUGCUUCUAGUAAUACUAAUACUAAUACUGCCUAAUAAUACUACUGUGCUAAAUAAAUGCUACUAUGAUAUUGCGCUGCAGGUUAUGACAAAACUGCUAAACGAAAAAGGUGGGUUUUACCUUUGAUUUAAAAAUGUCCAGCGACUUGCAGUCUCUGACUUCAAAUGGCAAUGUAUUCCAGAGUUCUGGUGCUGCUCAAGUAAGCGACCUGUCACCAAGGGUCGCUUUACAUAUAAAUGCGGAUUGCUUAAGCAAGGGAUUGUCACUAGAACGUCUCAGGUUAUAGCAUGACUGAGGCUUCAGAGAUGUUAGUGACUCCAAGUAAGUGGGAGCUGUGCCAUGCAAGAUCUUAAAAGUUAACAGAAGAAUCUUGAAUACAAUUCUAGAGUGAAUCGGUAACCAAUGCAACUUAAUGAGGAACGGUGUUAUGCGACAAUCUACCCUCAGCAAAUAUCAGUCUAGCACAUGCAGGCAUCCUGCACACGUUGUAAUUUGAUCAAUGAGCAGGUUGGCAGAACAUAUAAAAAAAACUGUUACAUUAGUCACGGCGAAUUGUUAUGAAAGCAUGAAUAAGUGACUUUGCUGACUUCUUUGAGAGAUACUUCCGAAUCCGACUUAAGUUAUUCAAAUAGUGGAAUGAUGAACUGCAACUUUUCGAAAUAUGUUCCGUCAUAGAGACAUUGGCAUCUAACCACGAGCGAAGGUUCCUAGCGACAGCCACAGGGUGAAUGUUGGUGUUACCUACGCGAAUAUGAGUGAUAACUACCUUCUCAAGUUUUUGCGGUGUACCUAUUAUAAGAAGUUCAGUUUUUUCGUCAUUUAAUUUAAGAUUGUCACGCAACAUCCAAGAACAAAUAUCAGUAAUACAACUUUCCAGUAACUCUCCAACAUUAAGUUGAUCGAGCCUGUCGUUUGGGCAGAAUGAGAUGUAUACCUGCGUGUCGUCAGCGUAACAAUGAACCGUAGGAAAAUGAUGUUUGAUGAUCUCGAAGAGUUUGCUCGAAUACAGAGUAAAUAAUAAGGGGCCCAAACACGAGGGACACCACGUUGCAACUCGAAUUCCGCGGAGAGUGUCUCAUUGACGGCUAUUUGCUGAGACCUUCCGGACAAAUAAGACGAAAACCAGGAGAGGCCUUUUCCAUUUAUACCAAAUGUGAACUGAAGUCGGUGCAGUAAAGUGUCGUGAUCGACAGUGUCAAAAGCCACACUUAAAUCGAAGAGAAGAAGCAGAGUGACACGUUGAUCGUUCAUUUUAAGGAGGAUGUCGCUAUUGACUUUGAGAAGUGCUGUUUCUAUGCUGUGUUUGGGACGAUAAGCUGAUUGCAGAACAGGGAAGAGAUCAUUGCUGAAAAAAUAAUGUUGAAGUUGUUUUUGGCGACCGCUGUCUCCACAAGUUUUGAGGCAUAUGCGAGGUUACUCCCAGGUCUAUAGUUCUUAAAGAUGGGAUCGAGACCCUCCAUCUUUAGCAGUGGUUUAACAAAGGGCGCUUUCAGAUAAGAGGAAAAUAGCCUGAUUCCAGCGAAAGGUUAAUUAAUUUCGUAAUUGGAGGAGGUAAUACAUCAAGACACUCAGUAAAAAGCUUAGUAGGAAUGGGGUCAAGAGAACAAGUCGUCUUUGUAGAUGAUUUGAUUAGUUCAUGAACUUCGGUUUCAGAAAGAAGACGAAAUGCAGAAAAAGAGGGGCCUUCAUGUGCAAAGUGGGACUCGCUAACAUCGGAAGUGCUACCUUGGCGAGCAAUCUCAAGCCAAAUGGAGUUAAUUUUGUCACGGAAGAACUUGCCAAAAUCUUUAGCCAUUAAUUUAUUAAGAUCAGAAUGUAGAGGGAGACUGGCACACUUCGAUAGGUUAAGCAGUGAUUUACAUGCAGUGAACAGUUUCCUCUGGUUGAGACAGUUUUCAACUACAUUUUUCAAUUACAUCCAAAACUCAAAAGUACACGCAUUUUUGGGCUCGUCCACGACAAAUAAAAGGAAUUAAGAGAUAAACAGGGGAAUAAACAAUCUAAAUAUCGUGAAUCUGUACAUAUUUAUAACAUCUUUGGUUUUUUUUCAUAGUUGGUCUUUUGGUGUUGUUCUUUGGGAAAUGGCUACCUUGGGUGAGUGGACGGUAAUUUUGCAGUUUAUUGUUGUCAUGUUAAAUUUGAGGUGACUGACAAAUCAAAAAAACAUUUUUCAUGGUCUAUGACUCUUAUCGACCUAGAAAUGAUGUCAAAAUGUUGAAAACUCAUGUACGACCCGCAGGAUAAUGGUUUCACACUGCAAACUUUAGAGCUUCCAGGAGAAUUAAGCUAGGGACCGUGCAUGAACCCACCUUGCCCCUUUUGCCAUGGUGGGAUGUAACUUAACUGUUACGAUUGUUAUCAAGGUUACUGCUACCAGGAAGGGCGAAAGCAAUGUUUCAUAAUGUUUCAUUUGCGGCAAGUUUGAAUUUUCUUGUUUGAUCUGGGCUAUGUUUUAAUUGAUUAAGUGCUGUGAGACGUCUCCUAGUUGAUAAGCGUAUGUGACAACAUAUAUUAAAUUUGCGAGCAUUUCAGUGAUGACUGGAAACGAGAACCUUAUGCCCUCUAUUAUUACACAUUUAACUGCAUUGGCCAUAUAUCAGACCUCUAUUCAAUCAACCAUUUUUGCAAAAUGGCCUUAUUGAGUUUAUAUGAGGAGAAGUGACAAUCGACUAAGGCAUCUUCAAUAGAAAUCUAACUAAUGGAGAAUUACAUGUAUUCAGUUGCCGAUAUGUAAUCAUUUGUUUUCUUUCUCGCAAUCGUCAGGAGGCGUACCAUACCCCACGCUGACCAACUCAGAGUUGUAUCGACUGCUCGGUACUGGUUAUCGCAUGGAAAGGCCUGACAUGUGCUCCGAUGACGUGUACGUUUCCUGAUUAGAGUGGUCUUAGAUUUAACAGAUUCGAUUUUUCUGUGCCUCUGCUCAGUUACAUUUCACACCGAACGGUGCAGCAUACGAAUUCGUCAAAUAUUUUAACGCCUUCUCUGAUCAUAUUAAAUACUGACCAGACGGACGGCAAGGGAAAACUUUUGUUAAGAUCUUCACUCGUUGAACAAGGAAACCCUCCAAGCUUUAUGGUCAAUAAAGGCAUCAUUAGCAGUGAUCAGGUUAACCUCUUUCUUGGGGCCGGGGGAGUACUCCCUGUACUGGGGAGGCACCCCCCCAGAAGGGGUCCUUCUUUCAGUCUUUUGGUGUAGGAAUUUUGCUAGUGGAAGUAUAUGAAAGGGUAGGGAAUUCUGUCAUUUCGGUCUGUAAAAUGACUUAAGAGGACCAGAUAAGAUUUUUUGGCUGUGAAAAUGUCGAGAAAAAUGAAACUCAUGAAGCUAAGAAGCCUAUAUAUUCUACUAAAUUUUUUUUUUUUAUUCCAAUAGACCUCUUUCGCUUAAAUGUUUUGUUUUCCCAAUAGGGGUCAUUUCUAACGGUCAAACUCCCCCGGGACCUCUUUUGGGAAACCAAAACAUACAAGGGUCUACAAGCUAUAAAGAGGUCUUCCCUAUUGACACUGUCUAAUAAUUGACUGGAGCUCUUCUAAGCAUUGAAUUGUUCUUUUUUUUUUUUUUCAAUUCAUAACAGAUAUGAGCUGAUUACUGAAUGUUGGAACGAAGACCCUUACAUUCGUCCCAGUUUCUACCGUUUGAUCGAAAAAAUGGAGGCGAUAAUGGAAAGAGAUGCACCAUAUUUGCAUGUAAACAAGCACGAUGAAGAUCGUCCGUAUUACAACGUGCCACCUGAAGCUAGUGAUGAUUAA